Entelurus aequoreus (snake pipefish) is the source of this 9254-nucleotide messenger RNA. Its product is annotated as solute carrier family 45 member 4. The record is from RefSeq and is a predicted model, not a curated record. Gene Ontology annotation, biological process: transmembrane transport. NCBI's taxonomy places the organism in Eukaryota, Metazoa, Chordata, Actinopteri, Syngnathiformes, Syngnathidae. The transcript has 16 exons. Gene Ontology annotation, molecular function: sucrose:proton symporter activity. Bases 824 to 3466 code for a protein of 880 amino acids. Gene Ontology annotation, cellular component: membrane.
AUGACUUCAAAGGCGUAUUUAAAAGCUUGGGCUUCAGUUACAGUCGCGGCGGCUUGCCUGUUCGACGAGCGCGGCCCCAGCCUCCCCUGCUUCCAGUCUGAGCAGCUCAGCGGACGAUAACACCGAACCGGCCGGCAAGGUACAGCACCACAGACUGCACCAAGCGACAUUAAUGAAGCUUUCCAAGCCUUUUUGAUUCAUCAGCCGUUCGAUGGGGAUUUCACGAGGAGCUCUGCCCACCGCCUCCACCGCCGCCUGCCUCCCUCUCUCCCUUUCCCCCUCCCCCUCCACCUGCGGCCUUGACCCUGCCCCCUCCAUACGAAAAAUGACUCUGGAAUUCACCGAAUGGUCUUCUAUAUGGAUUUUCACCCCUUGUAAUAGACAAAAACAAAAGUAAAGGCGCAAGAGGGGCAUACCUCGAUGACCGAAAAGCCAUAAACGCACACCUCACACACACACACACACGCACAUUACACAAAAUUGUACACAUUUUUGAAUGUCUCUCUUCCUGUGAAAAUUCACUGCUUCCUUUUUAUUAGUGGGAGAUUUUCAGCAAAUUUUGGAACAGCUGAUUUUGUUGUUUUUCGUCCUUUGGGAGAAAAACAUCAAGACGUGAUAAAGAUUUAAAAUUGAAUGCUGCAUUGCUGUGGAGUUUGAUUAGGGUUUAUUUUGGAGUGGGGGUGACUUUUACCAGAUCAAUACUUGAUCAUUUCAAACAGUCUUUUUAUUCAUUUAAGAAUUUUUAGAUCGCAAACCAAAUCAACUAUAAUUUAAAUAUUUUGGAGGGAGCCCACUCGAACAGUCGAAAGGGGCGCUUGUCUGUAUGCCCCCCCCCGCCAUGCCACCCCAGAACACGAGCGCAGACGCCAUGCAAGUGGGAUCUCUAUUGGGCGGCACCGCAGAGGCUAACAACUCCACAAUGUCGGAAGAGGACAAGGGAGGAGGAGGCGGUGAGACAGAUGGACUGGGACAAGGGAGCGGUGGCGGGGAAGAGGCUGCUAGCGAGGGAUCUAUUGCGGGCAUCCCGCUGAAGAAAUGGUUGAUGCACGGCGCCGUCAUGUUCGGUAGGGAGUUCUGCUACGCAAUGGAGACGGCGCUGGUGACCCCCGUGCUGCUGCAGAUCGGUCUUCCAGAACAGUACAACAGCCUGACCUGGUUCCUCAGUCCUGUUCUAGGCCUCAUGUUCACGCCGCUGAUCGGCUCAGCCAGCGACCGCUGCUCGCUGCGCUGGGGCCGGCGGAGACCCUUCAUCUUGGCACUGUGUAUUGGAACGCUGAUCGGAGUGGCGCUCUUCCUGAACGGAUCUCUGAUAGGACUGUCUUUGGGGGAUGUGCCGGGGAAACAACCAAUAGGAAUAGUCCUCACCGUGCUGGGAGUGGUGGUGUUGGACUUCAGUGCCGAUGCGACGGAGGGACCAAUCAGAGCGUACCUUUUGGACGUGGCCGACACAGAGGACCAGGACAUGGCACUUAACAUCCAUGCAGCCUCAGCAGGUCUCGGUGGGGCGGUGGGCUACGCUCUGGGCGGUCUCAACUGGACUAACACCUUCCUGGGAGACAUCUUCAAGUCUCAGGAGCAGAUUCUGUUUGUCUUUGCCGCCAUUCUCUUCUCUGUGUCUGUGGUGUUACAUCUGCUCAGCAUUGACGAGCAGCAGUACAUACCUUUACAUGACAGGCUGGACCAGGAGAGUCCAAGCCAGCCUCAACCUUUAGGUGAUGGCAGGACGGGACUUCUGGCUCCUAAACUGGAAAAGAUCGGGGAGGAUGACACAAUGGACAGCUUUGACCUUUAUGACGCCUACAGAGACGAUCUGUCCGAGCGCGGGGAUUUGGACAUGGACUUUCUGGAGGUGGAGCUCGUUAGAAGUAAAAGUGACAGUGUUCUGGCCAUGACGGACGCCACUUUGGAACACCUGGACCACGAGGCUUUAUUCCUGUGCCACAUCGAGCCGUCCAUCUUUGCCGACCGCCUCUCGCCCUAUCACAGCUCUCCCCCGGCACCCGCCCACCUCCUGCGCCCCAACUGCAUCACCCCGCCACUUCCUCCCAGUCUGGCUGGCGUGCGACGCAGUAGCAGUGCAGGAAGCCAAGACCUACUCCGCCCCCAAACCAGCAACCACCAAAAACACCCCUCGGGCGGCAGUGUUAAGAUCUGCCGCCUAUCGGCGUUCUUACAGGAAAUGGAGAACGACGAGGGGCAGGAGGCGUUGCUCAACAACCAACUCAAUGAGCAGCGCACCUUGAAUGGUCGCUUGCUGGCAGGCGUCGACAUGACAAGUACAGGUGCCGCUAACGGGCUGAGCGCUAAAGGACAAGCUCAUCGUGCCGGAAUGGUCAAAGCUGCCAGCACGGGAGCCCCCAUGCGGCUGUCCCACCACCACCACACCUUCUACCGCCAGCCGUCUUGCACCUUCUCCUACUACGGCCGAGUGGGCCGUCACCGCCGCUACCAGCGGGCCAACGCUGCCUUCCUCAUCAAGCCUUCGCGCAGCAUGAACGACCUGUACGAGGUGGUGGCGCGGCACAGGCACAGUAACCGGCAGCGCAACCGGCACCGCAGCGGCAACACCAACUCCUCCAGCGGAGACGCGGAGAGCGAGGAAUGCGAGGUGGAGACAACCGUGCGUCUGCUGUGGCUCUCCAUGCUGAAGAUGCCCCCGGAACUCCUGCGUCUGUGCGCCUGUCACCUGCUCACAUGGUUCUCCAUCAUAGCAGAGGCCGUUUUCUUCACAGACUUCAUGGGACAAGUCAUCUACCACGGAGAUCCCACUGCUCCAGUUAACUCCACUGCUUUGGAUAAUUAUCACCAAGGCGUUCAGAUGGGAUGUUGGGGUCUGGUUAUAUACGCCAUGACUGCUGCUACUUGUUCAGCUCUCCUUCAAAAGUACCUUGAUAACUUUGACCUGAGCAUCAAGGUCAUUUACAUCCUGGGCACGCUGGGGUUCUCCAUAGGAACUGCUGUCAUGGCUUUAUUCCCCAAUGUUUAUGUUGCCAUGGUGAUGAUCAGCAGCAUGGGCAUCAUGUCCAUGAGCAUCUCCUACUGUCCCUACGCCCUGUUGGGACAAUACCAUGAAAUGAAAGAGUACAUCCAUCACAGUCCCGGCAACUCCCGAAGAGGAUUUGGCAUUGACUGCGCCAUCUUGUCCUGCCAAGUGUACAUCAGUCAAAUCCUGGUGGCUUCAGCUUUAGGUUCCGUCAUGGAAGCCGUUGGCAGCGUGCGUGUUAUUCCCCUCAUGGCGUCCGGGGGCUCACUCCUUGGAUUUCUCACCGCCUGCUUCCUGGUCAUUUAUCCCUCACCACAUAACGGGGAGGCGGGAUCGACCAAAGCAUCAGAGAAACAGGCUUUAACGACUCCCGGCGGCAACAAAACGCCGCAGGAGAAACCGAGCUUCUUGAAGCUCAAUAAGUCGGGAAAGGCCACCACGACCACCACUUCCUGUCACAUGGAGAAUGAAUCAGCUCUGUGAUAGGCCAACCAUCAUCAUCAUCCUCUUGCUGCAAUGGCCUCUACCUGAAUAGAAUCCUUCCAUUUCUCUCCGUCUUGGUCCAGACGUGAGUACUCGGCACGUCAAGAAAAAUGGGAUGGUCUCCAUCAUUCAGGAAACCUCAAGGGACUCGUCUCUCUCUCAAACACACACACACACACACACACACACACACACACACACACACACACACGCACACACACACACACACACACACACGCACACACGAACGUUACUGACAAACUUUGACUCCUCAAAGCUCUUUAAAAACGUUGUUCUUCCUCCAGUUGGACGCGUGCUGAAUGCCACUUUGAAGCUUUAAGACUCUCCAGACUUUCACGCUUGAAAACAAAGAGCCCAAAGCCUGCUUGUGGGUGAUGCAAUUAUAAUGACAAUAUUAAUAAUAACACCGAUUGAGCCCCAAAAAGGACUGCAAAGGACAUCUUGUCAUUCCAGGACAACAGAAUGAAGCUGCCUGUAUACAAUGUGUUUUUUAAGUGAAAUUCCAGAAGACAUAUACACACACAUAUAUAUAAAUAACAUAUAGAGUAAACGGGGCAUUAUUAUUAUUAUCCCAAAUGAUUUAUUUGCAUGAUGUGAGAUUUUAUGACAAAUGCUGCACGUUCGCGAAGCAGAGAGGAGAAGGCGCUGUCGACUUCCUCUCUUUUCUGCCUCUCCUUGUUAGCUUUUACAAAAUGCUGAUCGCACAAUAGCUCAUACUGAAUGACUGCACAUUAACUAGGGGAAAAACAACUAUAAAGUUAUUCAUGAGUCUCUUAGGAGAUUAUUUGGAGGGCGUCUGUUGCUGGAACUCAACUGAAACAAAAAAAACAACAACAAUAUGCUUGCUGUAUAAAAUCAGAUCCAGUAGAUAUUUUCUAUUGGCAAAAGAUGCAAAUAAUGCAUUAAAAAUCCCUAAAAAUGCUGGUUUUUGAUACCCUACAUUGAACUCACAACAUCCUGUCUUGUCUCUACUUGGUAAAAAAUGUUAAGUGAAUUGACUUGAGACAACCCCCUCUGCUGGAGUCAUCGCCACAGUACUCUUUUUCUUCUCCUGCAGAUAACGCCAUCAAACCAUUUUUCUCCUGCAGAUAGAGCCAUCAAACUGUUUUUUUCCCCCCUGUAGAUUACGCCAUCAAACCAUUUUUUCCCCUCCUGCGGAUAGCGCCAUCAAAAUAUUUUUUUCUGACGCAGAUAGCGCCAUGAAACCAUUUUCCCCCUGCAGAUAGCGCCAUCAAACUACUUAUAGGUUACCAUAAGAAAAGAAAAAAAAAUCUUUACAAUUUAAGUCAUAGAACAGAACUCUGCGAAUAUGCGCUAGUGUAAAUGUUGAACCGCCAAUAGACAGACUCUACUGUUUGUAUCUCCAUUUCUUUUCAGUUUUAAUCAGGCAAAACUAAUUUUUUUUUUUUUUUUGCACGUCUCAUGCAAAAACUGGUACCAACAAAUUACAGUGUCUUUUUCUGCUUUUCUGAUAUUUUUUUGGUCAAAACCUGUCAAAAGUUUUUAGCAGGUUCUUACUCAAUACCAUUAUUACAAAAUGUUUCCAAACUUUGAAAUUUAAUAUUGUUUGAUUGGAAGAUACUUGUUUUUGUUUAGUUUGGAGAUACAUGAUUUUUCUGAUUGAUACAUGCUAUUGGGAAAAAAAAUCCAAAACUUCCAACGUUCCUGCUAAUAUUUUUGUCUUAUGUUUUUAUCGGGAAUAACACACACAAACAAAAACAAUUUGGAGAUACAGUACAUGUCGUUUUACACCUGACGUGGUUUCCGAUAUAUGAACAUAUUUUUAUAGGAAAACUAAAAAAAAUCGUAGUUUCUUCCUUAAUUAAAAACUUUCAUCAUCUGUUUGUAUUUUACAUAUUUUUAUCGGGAAGAAAACACUUAAACAAAAAAAUUGGAGAGACAUGCCUUUUCGAACCUGACGUAGUUUUCGAUAUGUGAUCGUGUUUUUAUCGGAAAACCAUAAAAAAAUGUGUACUUUCUCCCUUGAUCCAAUACUUUGAAAGUCUGAUUGUUUUAUUUUGUUUGUGUCAAGUAGAACACAUGCAAACAAAAACAAUUUGGAGAUACAUGUCGUUUUACACCUGACAUGGUUUCCAAUACUGAACAUGUUUUUAUCGAAAAACUAAAAAAAUAUUCUAGUCUACCUGAAUCAAAAACUUCCAGCGUCUGUUUAAUGUGUUUUACAUGUUUUUUUAUCAGGAAGAAGACACAUACACAAAAAAAAUUAAAAUACAUGCUUUGUCACACCUGACAGAGUUUUACAUAUAUAAACAUGUUUUUUUUAUCAGAAAACCUAACAAAUUGUAGUUUCUCCCUCAAUCAAAAACUUCCAACGUCUGGUUAAUGCUGUAUUUUAAAUGUUUUUUAUCAGGAAGAACACACACAAACAAACAAAAAAUUGGCGAUGCAGGCCUUUCACACCAGACGUGGUUUUCGAUAUGUGAUCGUGUUUUUAUCGGAAAACCAAAAACAUUUUGUUUUAAUGGUUGAUUUGGUUGAUGUUUUAUUUUCCAUUUUUUUUAAUAGGAAAAAUCACACAGACAAAAAGUAUUUGGGUAUACAUGUCUUUGUAUGAACUUUGUACUAAUUAUACUGUUAAAUGUAAAUGCAGGAAUGCUUUUGGGAACGACGCUUAUUGUUUUAAGUUUUUAAAAAAAACUGUAACUUGGCAGAUUUAUUCUUGGUUCUGCUGAAGUUGAAGUGGGCCAAAUGUCGUCAUCAAGAGAUAAAUUGUUGUUUGAAUCAGAAGCCCUUGUGCUUGUUAGCAUGUUAGCCUAGCAUGUCGUGUCUUAAGGGAAAAGAGAGGUGUAGUUAAAGCAAAUUAAAUACUUUUUUUUUUGGACUUACAGACUCAAAUUGGAGAAGUCCGACAACCAGUGAACGCAGCACGCACUCAGGAAAGUUGCGUGCUAAGUGGGGGUUUUUUUGUGCUGCGUUUUGCAACUUUUCUCCCGCUCUGAGGAAAGCAGAAGGGAGAUAACAGAUGACUCGGUUAAGUCUGAGUUUUUUUUUGUUUUUUAAACGAAUGUCACAACAGCUGACGAUGCUGGACGAACCAACUUAAACUUAGUAAAAGUUUGAUGACGUCUUUUCUUAAGAGUGCAUUAAGAAAUGUUUGCUGGCUUGCUCUCUGUGAAUGUUUCCACAUUUAUUUUUGAAAAAGGUUUAUGUCUCCCUAAAUGUAAUUCUGUGACUGCAGGUUGUUUCAGCAGAGCAGCAAAAUGUGCUCCUGCUGUGAAACUGAAGUGACAAAAGUUGGCAAAAAGAACCAAAUAGUUGAAGUGUGAUUGACACUUUCGUAACCACGAGGCUGAUAAAAAAUCCCUUCUUUGGUGGAGGUAAUAGAAUUUAAAUGUAGUUAUGUGUGCAUGUAACAUUUAUGACAUUUACUGUAUAUACACAACACCAAAAUCUUGUAGUUCUUACCUUCUCUCUUGUACACGUGAGUAUUUGGGCCGCUCUGAAAAGAACAAUGUCAAAUUAAUUCGAAUUACUCCUCAUCUUUUUUUUAUCUUGUAAUAUUUAAACUUUAUUCUCCUGAAAAUUACCACAUUUUUGUUUAACUAUAACAGCUUUAUUCCUCUAAACUAAAACAACUUUUUUAUCGUGAUAGUUGACUAUAAUUUCCUGAAAAUUACCACGUUUUUGUUUGAAUAUUAUAACUGUAAUCCGCUAGAAUGAAACCACUUUUAUGUCAUAAUAUCUUAUAUUGUGACAAAAAUCUCGCAUGAUAACUACUUUAUUCUGGUAAAAUGACAACUUUUUUUCCUUGUAAUUUUACAUCCAUCCAUCUAUUUUCUACCGCUUGUCCCUCUCGGGGUCGCGGGGCUGCUGGAGCCUAUCCCAGCUGCACUCGGGCGGAAGGUAGGGUACACCCUGGACAAGUCGCCACCUGAUCGCAGGACAGAUAGACAUUGUACUUGUAAUAUUUCGACUUUAUUAUUUUUAAAAAUCAGUAACAUUUUACUUAGUUUUAACUUAUGACAUGAUUCUCAUAUUACAACUAUAUUCUUGUGAUACCGGAUUAUGACUAAUAUCGUGACUAAAUUCUCAUGACGUCAUAAUAAGGUUUUUUUCUCAUAAUAUCACAACUUUAUUAUUGAAAUAUUAUUAUAUAUUAUAUUAUACUAUAUUAUAUUAACAUAUUUUUUUAUUAUCAUAUUCUGACUUUAUUCUUCUUAUUCUAAAUGUUAUAACUUUAUUUCCGUGACAUUUUGACUAUAUUAUCUUAAAAUUACAAAACAAAUGUACUCUAUUCGUUGAAAUUUUACUUUAUUCUGUUAAUUUUUUUUUUCUCAUUAUAUUACAACUUAAUUCUUGUGUAAUAAAAAAUAUUACAACUUUUUUUUAAAUAACAUUACGACUUCCUUUCUAAAAUUCUGAGGGUUUUUUUCUUGUAGUACUGUGACUUUAUUGUCAUAUUACAACUUUAUUCUUGUAAUCUUACGACUUUGUUCUCUUGAAAAACAAUUUUGUAAAAUUAUGACUUGUUUUAUAAUAUUAAGAUAUUUUUUCCUCAUGACAUUAUGACUUUAUUCUUGGAAACAAAAACAAUCAGAAUAAGCUGACUUUAUUUCCUAUAACAUUAAUUUCUAUGUAAAAAUUAGAAAGAAAAAGGACUAAGUUUAACUGAAUUUUUGCAUUUCUAUUAUUAUUUUUCUGUUAUUUCUCUUAUUUCUUUUUAGUGUGGCCCUAAUACUUCUUGAUGUUUGUGUCAACAUAUUUUUUGUUUUUUAAAGACGUGCUCAGUUUGAGUAAGUACCCUUUUUCUUUUUUAAAGUAGAAAGGACUAAAGCACUUUAAAGAGUAAGGCGCUGGUUUUUUGUGUUGCAAAUGUGCAGGAGGUGGAGGAGGAUGAUGACACUCCUUGUUUACCAACUUGAGGGCCUUCUGUGUCAUUUUAUAUGUUUUCCAAAUGUAUUUACCCUCAAAAGUUCCACACCUUUUGUCGGAAUGUUCCGCCAUGCUCGCAUGGCAUGCUUUUUUUUUAAACUUUGGUUUCCAUCUUUAAGACAAAAACGUAAUGAAUGUUUGGUUGGGUGGCUGACAUUGCACAAAUCUUGCACAUGAAAAUGUAACAGAAAAAAUAGCUAUAGAUAUUUAUUGUAAAUUCUAUGUAGCCUGCAAGAGAAAUUAUGUUACGAGGAUGUUACAAGGAUGUUACUCUGUGUGUGUGUGUGUGGGUGUGUGUGUGGGUGUGUGUGUGUGUGUGUGUGUGUGAAAGGUUUUUUUUGAAAAAAUGUAAACCUGGUUUACACCUUGCGAUGGAGUACUUAAAAGUUGUCAUUCUUUUUGUGGGGAUGUUAUUACUUUUGAUUAAAUUUUUUGAUGUUGGGCAGAGGCACCCAUGUAUGAGUGGCCAUCGGUUGCCUAGGCAACACUGCCUGUGUGCCUCAGGUCAAGUGUGCAAUGAUGAUGAUCAAUUAAGUAUAUAUAUACACACACACACACACACACACAUAUGAACUACCUAAAGAAUGGGAUGUUCUCUUUACGUCCUUAUUAUGCCUUCUGUCAUUUAAAAAUUGUUGUAAGUAAACUUUUAAUUUCCUCUCUUCUUUUUGCUGCUAUGGGAAAAAAUGAUUCUUUUUGUCAGUGGCUUUGUUUUCUAUAUAAAACCUGUGUAUAUAAAUAUAUACACAAAUAUAUAUAAAUAUAAAUAUAGAACUUAAUGUUGUGUAAAUAUGCUUGAGCCUUCAUCGCAUACAAUAGAUUGACUCUGGAUGAUGAAACACUGUAUGAAAUGCACCUUUUAAAAAUGAUUUAG